Messenger RNA from Impatiens glandulifera, 2577 nucleotides. Its product is annotated as putative pentatricopeptide repeat-containing protein At1g69350, mitochondrial. Bases 99 to 2357 code for a protein of 752 amino acids. The record is from RefSeq and is a predicted model, not a curated record. Lineage: Eukaryota; Viridiplantae; Streptophyta; Magnoliopsida; Ericales; Balsaminaceae. The transcript has a single exon. Gene Ontology annotation, biological process: RNA modification. Gene Ontology annotation, molecular function: RNA binding; protein binding.
CUGACUAUGGUUCCAAAAUGAACAGAUAUGAGAAAGAGAGUUGCAGCUGAUCGUUGGAUUUGAAGCGCUCAACUCAACCUUUUCGAUUUUUGCAAACAAUGACACAAUUCAUGCACAUGUUCAAGUCAUGUUCAAGCUUAAGAACACUAUCUCAGAUCCAUGCUCACUUCUUCAUCACCGGUCUUCAUCGAGACAGACUAGCCUCAACUAAACUCAUCGAAUCGUACGCCACUAUGGGCGAUCUUCAAACCGCAACGCUUGCAUUUCAACGUUUUCCCGACCCUGAUUCCUUCAUGUACGGUAUCCUAAUCAAAUGUUACGUAUGGAAUGGUUUAUUUACAGAAGCUAUUGAAACUUACAAUCGCAUGUUAAACAACAAUAUUUACAUCAAUACUUUCAUCUUUCCCUCUGUUCUUCGAGCUUGUGCUGGAAUUUCUGAUCUUAUCAUGGGCCAGAGAAUCCACGGGAAGAUAAUAAAGCGCGUAUUUGAAUCCAAUUCCGUGGUUGAAACCUCAUUACUCAGCAUGUACGGCGAAAUCGGUUGCUUGAGUGCUGCUCGCAAGGUGUUUGAUGAAAUGUCAACUAGAGAUGUUGUUUCAUGGACUUCUCUCAUUUCAAGUUAUGUGCAGAACGACAAACCGGAGGAAGGGUUGAGUAUAUUCCGUUCAAUGAUCCAUCAAUGUACAGAAGCUAUCGAGUCUGUAACAAUGCUCGCCGUGGCAGAGGCCUGUUGCCAGUUAGGGUUCUUGAGGUCUGCAAAGUCUGUACAUGGCUAUGUAACGAGAAAGGAGAUUCACGGCCAUACUCAACUGGAUACUUCUCUAAUGAACAUGUAUGGUAAAUGCGGCGACUUACAAAGUGCAGAGACGUUUUUCAACAAAUCUGUUCAUCGAAAAAACACUUCUUCAUGGACGGUGAAGAUAACUUGCUUCUAUAACAAUGGCUGUUAUGAGGAAGCAUUAAAUGCUUUCGUUGAGAUGCAAGAAGCUCACAUCUUGGCUAAUGAAGUAACCAUGUUGAUUGUUCUCUGUUCUUGUGCUAGGUUAGGUUUUCUCAUGAAGGGGAAAUCAGCUCAUUGUUUUCUUAUUAGGAAUCAUAUAGACACUGGCUAUGAUCUUUUGGGGCAAGCUCUUGUCGAUUUAUACUCCAAUUGUGGAAAGGUAAGUUAUUGUCUUUGUUUUUUCGACUCAUCUAAAGAGAAAAACAUGGUGAUAUGGAAUUUGAUGAUAUGGGCAUACACUCAAGAAUUUCGUCAAAUCGAAGCCUUCAAGCUGUUUGGGACAAUGCAAAGCGAAGGGCUAUCGCCCGAUCCAUUUACGUUUUCGAGUGUGCUUACAGCAGUUGGAGACAUCUGUUGGGUGGAAUUCGGGUAUCAAAUCCACACUCUUAUCAUCAAAAUUGGUAUUUCGUUUUCAAAUGAGUACGUCGUGAAUUCUCUUAUCGACAUGUACUCUCAUUGCGGUUUAGUGCCUUCUGCGUACAAAGUUUUCGACGAGAGCCCGUUAAACAACGUAACCACUUGGAACACGAUGAUCUCGGGCUUCUCUCGAAAUGGUAAUUCAAAGGAAGCUGUCAAUCUCUUCGAAAGAAUGUUAAAAAACCACGUAGAGAUCGAUGAAGUGAGUCUUUUAACUGCGAUUCAAGCAUGCUCGAGUUUGGGAUCAUCCAAGAAAGGGAAAUGGGUUCAUCACAAACUCAUAGUUUAUGGCUUAUCAACGGACAUAUACAUGGAUACGACAUUGAUCGACAUGUACGCUAAAUGCGGCGAGCUUCAAGUGGCUCAAGCAAUCUUCGAAAGGAUGAAUGAACGAACAGUAGCAACAUGGACCGCGAUCAUAUCCGCAUACGGAGCCCACGGAGAGAUCAAUUCGGCCAUAUUUCUCUUCGACGAAAUGAUAAAAUCGGGAAUAAAACCAAAUGAGAAAACCUUCAUGAGUAUUCUAUCGGCGUGUAGUCAUUCCGGUUACGUUGAAGAAGGAAAACGAUAUUUUAACUCGAUGGUUGAGGAUUUCGCGAUCGAACCAACGAUAAACCAUUUUUCGUGUAUGGUGGAUCUUCUGAGUCGAGCUGGGGAUAUCGACGGGGCGUACAGGAUCAUCAGAACGAUGCCUCACGCCCCGGUCGCUAGCGUUUGGGGAGCGUUGCUCAACGGUUGUCGAAUUCACGGGAGGAUGGAGGAAAUGGAGAGCUUUAUGAGAAGGCUUGGUGAAGUCGAAACCGAUGAUUCCGGGUAUUAUACUUUACUUUCUAAUAUUUAUGCUCAAAGAGAGGAUUGGGAAAAAUGUAGAAUGGUUAGAUUGGUGAUGAAAGAAAGUGGCCUUAGUAAGGUACAUGGAUAUAGCUUAGUUGAGAAUUGAUAGGUGGAAAUUGAAAACCUUGUUAGAAUAAAUAAUUCAUAGGAUUCCUUUAGGCAUUGUCAAACAAGAAAAAAAACAGGUAGAGUUUACAUAGGAAACGUUAAACCAUCUUAAGAUUAUAAGUAUAUUCUUAGAAUUAUAAGUAUAUCUUAUUAUUCUUCUUAUCCCUAUGAAGAAUUGUUUAUUGUAGUUUUAUUAUUCUUCAUGCAUAAAUUAGAUU